AUGCUAACUUCGUUCAUAGCCAAGAAUUCGAGACUCGCGCUGUUCGAUGAGUACGGAAUCGUCGAUCCUGACACCCAUUGGGUGGUGUCCCAUGCGACCAACCCGAUGCCCGGCGAUGCCUCGCUCCUUAAAAAGCACAACAUGUACAUGUCCUCUGCGCCGUCUUCAGCAAUGCAGAUGGUGAUGGGUCACCCGACCGCCCUGUACCACCCAACAGAGGACUUCUUCUCGCACGCCUCGGUCGGCGCAGACAGCCACGCAAUCUGUGGCUCAUCCCUCGCCUCGGAGCUGCGUAUUCUACUACAAGAUGCGCGUGCGCAAUUCAACGACUCGCUCGUCGAGAGCUGGAAGUCCCCUGCCAAACUUAACCGCAGUGUGGAAGAUGCGUUCAACCUUGCCACAAUCAAGGGCGCCAGGGCGCUAGGUAUGGCUGCCCAGAUCGGCCAGCUCAAGGUCGGUAUGGCGGCCGAUAUUGUGGUGUACGACGGAACCACGCCGGCGCUGUACGGCGGUGCGCAGACGAAUCCCGUAACCGCGAUCGUGAUGCUAAGCAGUCCCGCGGACGUGGAGCUGGUCCUGGUGGAUGGGAUCAUCCGCAAGGAGAACGGGAGGCUCAAAGAUGUACAAACUGCUCAAGGAGACCGGAAGUGGCGCGAGGGGGUGAACGAGACUCUGGCCUGGGCUGACAUCUCGGCCAAGUUAAUUGAGAAGAGCAAAGUGAUGAAGGACCGGAUUCGUUCGGUCGACGAGAAUCAGAUGAGAAAGAACGUUAUGCAGUUUCUGAAUGUCGAUCCGUCCGUAGUGGUGGAAUAG
This is a messenger RNA of Exophiala spinifera, 813 nucleotides long. RefSeq lists its product as uncharacterized. Lineage: Eukaryota; Fungi; Ascomycota; Eurotiomycetes; Chaetothyriales; Herpotrichiellaceae. The transcript has a single exon. Gene Ontology annotation, cellular component: cytosol. The record is from RefSeq and is a predicted model, not a curated record. Gene Ontology annotation, molecular function: deaminase activity. Bases 1 to 813 code for a protein of 270 amino acids.